Messenger RNA from Amborella trichopoda, 1614 nucleotides. Lineage: Eukaryota; Viridiplantae; Streptophyta; Magnoliopsida; Amborellales; Amborellaceae. The record is from RefSeq and is a predicted model, not a curated record.
UGCGCGGAGGAAUGCAAAAAUGAAAUGAUGUGGUUUGGAAGAAGAAGGGUGGGUCCUCCAUUCCCCCACCAUUGCCUCUUCCCAAGCCAACACCGCGUGCUCCCUCCCACUUCAUGUCCCCCCUCCUCUCUCUCUCUCUCUCUUAUUUUUUUAAGAUGUUACCUGCAUUAGCCUCUGCAACCCCACAAGCUCUGUGAUCCCUUAUCCAUACGAUCAACAUGUGAUCCACCUUCAUAACCCAACAACAACUUCUCUCUCUCUCUCUCUCUCUAACUCAACAACAACAUCUCUGUCUUUCUCUCUCUUGAUUUGUAUCAUGGUUUUGGGCUUGUCAGUACAUGCAGGACAUGGGACGUAUUUUAUAUCAGAACCCCAAGAAGAAUGCAGAAAUGGUUUCAAAUGGAAAGAGACGAGAAGAAUCCAUGAAACGGCUUCGUCUUGCCUAUUAAAUGACAUGGAAAUGCCAGCAUUAUACAGUCACGGUCACAAGGAUGUAAACAUGUACCUAUUGCAAUGAUUGACUCACCAUCAAUUCUGUGGAUGCCACUACACAUUCAUGGUCAAAUGUGUGAAGUUUCCUGAAUCUUCUUGGAGUGCCUCAAAGGCUAAAUACAGAAGAGGGGCUAGUCAACAUCAGCAUAAAAUGGAGAGGUUCCUAGAAAAUUACAAUAAAGAAAACCUGAAGAAGGCUAUGCUGAAGCAUGAAGAAAUAUUUAAAGAGCAGGUGAGCGAGCUUCACCGGUUGUAUCGAGUUCAGAAGCUGCUAAUGGAUGACCUGAGAAGUAAAAGUUUUCAGCAUCAGCCUUCUACAGACACGUCUGCUUUUAUUUUAUCAGGAGUUAGUUCCACAAAAACCCAUGGGCAAUGUUUUUGGAGGACCAAAUUUGAGAAUGACCAAAAUUUGAAUACAACAAACCAUCAUUCCAAUGAUGUUCAUACUUUGCAGAGGAAAUUUGAUCUCGAGUCACCUGCUGAUGAGGACAUGGGGGAAGCAUUGCUACGCAUUGAAAGUGAGAAUGAUAUUGAGCUAACCUUGAGCAUUGGAUUCAGAAAGGAGAAGAAAGAAGUUCACAAUAGACUACCCUCUUCAGCUAAAGAUAGAUCCAGCAACAUGAUGGAUGGUCGUCAAGGGAAUAAUUUUGGAGAAAAGUUAAUGGAUCAUCAUUUAUGGGGAGCUGGUCUGAGGCAUGAAAUGGGUGAGACCUGCAAAAGUGAGCGGAAAGCUUUCAAUCCCGAAGAAAGGCAUAGACAAGAUGUAAUAAAGCAGCACCCACCUUGGCUUUUUCAAGUAAAAUGACCCAAACUUGAAGUGGGUAUCAAUUCUACUGUCUAUUGAAGUUGUGCAUCUCCUAAAGUGAUCAAGUGGGUCAGGCUAUUUUUCGUUCUCUGAUCCAUUGGUGUUUCUGAUUUACAAAAUGCCCUGUAGUUCAUGAAUGACUUGUAUUACAAUCAUAUAUUGGGGUAACUCUGAACAGAUCUAUAGAGUUAAAGCUGUACAGAGGAUGUAUCAAAUUUAUGAUAGUGAAAUUUGAUUGAGGCAGUGAUUGCAUGCUUCAUGAUUCCAAACUUCGUGCAGCAAUAAAAUCAAGGAAUGAAGCUGUAUGUUCAACUGAA